Paraphaeosphaeria sporulosa is the source of this 1626-nucleotide messenger RNA. RefSeq lists its product as uncharacterized. Lineage: Eukaryota; Fungi; Ascomycota; Dothideomycetes; Pleosporales; Didymosphaeriaceae. Gene Ontology annotation, biological process: transmembrane transport; metal ion transport. The record is from RefSeq and is a predicted model, not a curated record. Gene Ontology annotation, molecular function: metal ion transmembrane transporter activity. The transcript has 5 exons. Gene Ontology annotation, cellular component: membrane. Bases 1 to 1416 code for a protein of 471 amino acids.
AUGAUGAAGAUUGACAUACCGGCGUGGCCUCUCCCAGUGGUUUGGGUCACAUCAGCACUACCAGUCGCUGCUGACUACCAAAGUAUGAGCCUGCGACUGGAUGGCGUGGCCGAUAGGCUUUUCAAAAAAGAUGGUACGGUGCAAGUCAUGGCCUGUAGAUGGAGUAAACAUCAAAAGUUCGAGAAUUUGCCUCUGCGCUCGUAUGAGGAUUUGUGCGCAUAUGUCAUCAUUGACCAGGAGCACACGAGGUCUAGCCUCGACAUAACACAUAAUGCAAUGAAAGUGCUGUUAUCAUCCUUCUCUGCAUUCCCGCAACUUGCCAACGCCCUGCCGGAAUUUGCAGCCUCAGAUAUUCCCAUACAAGGUUCAAGGACGUUUUUCCACACCGAAUGUUCAAUUUCGAGAUUAGAAGGCAGUUCAGAUCACCUGUGCAUGCUUCUAAAGUACAUUGAGCCUAACAGAAAUUUCUCCGAUCCCAUUCCGUGGUCCAUAAGGCAGCAACUACUUCAUCAGUCCAUUGAUGCUUGCACUCUGAGAGAGCACUGCGUGGUCAUUCGUCCAUCUGAAGCUUUCAAGGCGAGUAUUAUUGAUCAGUUCAUGCAAAGAGGAAACGUGUCCACCCAUUGGACCAACCUUCCAGUGGUUCUGGUCGGCAGUCUGAAUGCGCACUGGUCUGCCUACGUCAGGUUCCUCGACAAGGAAAUUUGGGACAUUGACAAAUCCAUCGACUUCACAAACCCGUUCUCGGAAACACCUGGUGAAGCCAAUUUCAGGUCGCUGCCGAGGACAAAGCAAUACCAUGACCUCCUCAUCCGGGCAAGACAUGCUCUAAAAGCGAACAUCCACGUCCUUCGACUGCUACUUAAAGAAUCCAUCAAGCGGUUGACAUUAGAAAGCAAAGCUUCACGUGAGCUUUUCGCAGAUCACUACACUACACUCGACUCUAUCGUCAAUGAUGUUAUCGAGGAGUCGUGCGAUCUUGUAGAGUACCUCGAAACACUUAAAUUGCGAGUCGAUCGCAUCACAGAAGCCAUACGCGAUUCCAUUGCAUUGAGGAACACUCACCAUGCUGCUGUCGAAAGCCAGAACAUGAAGCGCUUGACAGUGAAGUCUGUUCAGGAAGCGCGAACCGUCAAGGCAAUCGCUCUUGUAACGCUGGUUUACUUGCCGGCUACGUUUAUAGCUACAUUUCUAGGGAUCAACGGCAUCAACAUUCAGCAGACUGAUACAGGAGUUCUGCAUAUCGAAGCGGAUGCGCAGGUUAUCUUAUACUUUGCGCUUACAGUUCCUCUGACCUCAGUGACGUUGUUGUUAUGGUGGGCCUGGGAGAAAUGGAGUCGGUCGAGGAGAGGUGAGACGGGCAGCAUGGAUCCGCAGCCAGCGCGCCCAUGGAAAGCACAUGUAUCGCCCGUCUAGCUGGAUGUAAUAGCUGUUUCUUUUGUCUCUAUUGCAGUGGCCUCAGAUCUUCCUAAUAUCCAAAUUUCUUAUCCAUCCCUCUUGGCUCAUUUGCACACGUUUGUGGUGACACUGAGGGAGACGCCCUUCUUCUACUUCAAUAUGUAGCUUCAACAUACUCACAGCACUCGUGUCAAGAAUGGAGUAUCGCAUAGACCAGCGAAAUAAUCG